AUGACUGAAAAUGAGGGAGAUAAAAAGCUUAAUUGGAUGUACAAGGGCCCAAAUAGCAUGGUCAACAGAGAAGAAUAUCUUCUGGGCCGUAGCGUUGAUAAAACGCUGGAACAAUUAGAUGCCGACGAAAAAACGAAAGCAUUGCAUUUACCUGUGCCUAAAAAUCACGUUGAACACGAGUGUAUACCUCCAUCAAUAAGAGAUUUCAAUAAAAUUGUGCCAGCUGAACAAGUCGAUCUUUCAGCAAAACUACAAGAGGAUCCUUUGGUGGCCAUAAAAAAACGUGAAGAAGAAGCAAGAAGGCAGUUCUUGCAGAAUCCUGUGCAAUUAAAGAAACUUCAGAAAGCUCUGGAAAGUCAGGCAAGUAACAAAAUAAAAAAAAAGAAGAAACGCAAGAAUGAUUCUGACAGUGAUAUUGAUGCACAGAUUAGUAAAAAGUUGGCUAUGCUUAAAGGAGGGCCUCUAGAAUCAGAUAUUGCUGAUAAAAAGGCAAAAGGAAGUGCUCUAGAUACUAUUUUGAUGCAUAAAUAUAAUCAGUUAAAAGAUAAGUUAAGUCAAGAUGAUUUAAAUGAUAUUUUGGAGGGAAAAGAUAGUAGCGAUGAUGAGGAGGAAGAAGAUAAGAAAAAGAAGAAAAAAUCCAAGAAGAAUAAAAAGAAGAAAGAAAGGAGUAGUAGUGAAUCAAGUGAUUCAGAGUCUAGUGAAGAUGAAAGAAAGAAAAAAAAACAUAAAGAUAAAAGAAAUAAUGACUUGCAGGAGAAAGAAAGGAGUAAAAAAAAUAGGAGGGAUAAUGGUUAUUGGGAUUACAGAAAUAGAAGAAAUGAAAGAAGCAGAAGUAGGGAUAAUAAAAAAGAUCAUAGAAAUUGGAGGGAUUCUUCAGAUAGAAACAUUAAGAUAAAUGACAGAAAAAAUAUAAAUGAAAAAAUUAAAGACAAAACAAACAAAAACAAAGAUAGAAAAUAUAAAAGAUCAGAGUCUGAAGAUAGUACUCCUGAAAGAAAACAUAAAAGAGAAAAAAGUGAAGAAAGAAAAGACAAAAAGAAGAAAGACAGGAAAUAUAAACUAUCAGAGUCAGAAGAAAGUGAUGAUGAUAAAAGUAAAAGAAGGCAUAGAACAGAUAAAAGCAAAGAAAACAAGAGCAAAUGGAAGAAUACAAAAUUAAAAUCAUAUGAUAGCAGUGAAGAUAGUGAUGACAACAAAAGUAAAGGAAGACAACAUAAAAGAGAAAAAAAGAGCAAAAGGAAGAAUAAAAUAUCUGACAGCAGUGAAGAGAGUGAUGAAAACCAAAGUAUAAGAAGAAAGCAAAAAAGCAAAGACAAAAAGAGCAAAAGGAAGAAUAAAAAAUCGGAAUCAUCUGAAGACAGUGAAGAUAAUAAAAAAAGUAAACGCCAAAACAAAAAGAAGAAAGACUUGAGCAGUGAAGAUAGUGAAGCAGAAAACGAAAAAAGAAGGCAAAAAAUCUACUACAAACCCCAAUAUGACAGCGAUGGUACUGAAAUUCCAUUCAAGCCACAAGCAUGGGGUUUAGUGAAAUCUGAUGGCACUAAGAUUGAUGUUAAACGCAAACCUAAAGAAUCAUACAAAAGAAAGGAAGACAAAAAGGUGGAAGACGAUAAAUCUGCGAGCGCUCAUGAUAGGAAAAGACCGAAAAAGUUAACGGAAGAGGAGAAGGAUAGACUUAGAGAGGAGAUGAUGAAUAAUGCAGUAUGGAGGGAUAAGGAGAGAACUGAGAAUGUGAAGAGGUAUAGGGAGAAUGAUAAGAAGGAGGAGGAGAGUUAUAAGGGGAAUUUUAAGGAAGAUUUUGUGCAUAGAGAAUUGGUUAAAUCUGCCAAUACAUCAAGUGUAGAGGGUAGAAUAAAGUCAAACUUAGCUAACAUACAGAGAUCCUCCAAACAUAUGGAGUCCCAUUUUUCUAGAAGAUAA
Messenger RNA from Brassicogethes aeneus, 1920 nucleotides. The record is from the annotation of a GenBank genome assembly. Lineage: Eukaryota; Metazoa; Arthropoda; Insecta; Coleoptera; Nitidulidae.